Messenger RNA from Microcebus murinus (gray mouse lemur), 1336 nucleotides. It is a transcript of the gene AADACL4, whose product is annotated as arylacetamide deacetylase like 4. Gene Ontology annotation, molecular function: hydrolase activity. The record is from RefSeq and is a predicted model, not a curated record. Lineage: Eukaryota; Metazoa; Chordata; Mammalia; Primates; Cheirogaleidae.
UGGGAGGAAGAGUCUGAAAGCCCAACCCCUCACCUGGACACAAGCUGGAGCCCAUUGCUUGCUCCCGAGCGGCCCCCUGUGCGUAUGGGAGGCAGGCAAGAGCCUGUGGACCCCUCCCAGCAGUGACAGGUGUCGGGGACAUCUACCAUCCCGGUCCUCACCUCUUCUGACGUCUGGUUUCUUUUCUCUUCCCUCCAACAGGGGACUAUAUUUGAGAAGCUGGGAAUUUGCUCCAUGCCCAAGUUUGUCCGAUUUUUACACGACAGAAUGGGCAGAAAGAAGGACCUCACGCUCGUGGUGACCAACCUGCGUUUUGGGACCAUCCCCGUGAGGCUGUUCCAGCCCAAGGCAGCGUCCUCCAGCCCCCGGCGGCGGGGCAUCAUCUUCUACCACGGAGGGGGCGGGGUGUUCGGGAGCCUGGAUUGUUACCACAACGUGUGCAGUUUCCUGGCCCAGGAGACCGACUCGGUGCUGCUGAUGGUUGGGUACCGCAAGCUCCCUGACCACCGCUCCCCUGCCAUGUCCCAAGACUGCCUCGCCGCCUCCAUCCACUUUCUGAGGCGCCUGGAGACCUACGGGGUGGACCCCUGCCGGGUCGUGGUCUGCGGAGAAAGCGUCGGGGGAGGGCUGGGGGCCUUCGUCACCCAGGCCCUGGUGGGCAGAUCAGACCUUCCCAGCAUCCGGGCUCAGGUCCUGAUUUACCCAGUCGUCCAGUUCAUCAAUCUGCAGCUGCCAUCCUUCCAGCAGAACGAGCACGUCCCAUUCCUGGCCCGGACGUUCGUGGUGACCAACAUCUGUAAAUACCUGUCCAUAGACCUCUCCUGGCAGGAUGCCAUCUUGGAUGGGACGUUCAUACCCCCGGAUGUCUGGAGGAAGUACAAGAAGUGGCUCAGCUCUGACAACAUCCCCGAGAGAUUCAAGGGCAGAGGCUACCAGCCCAGGUUCCCCGGCCCUUUUAAUGAGACUGCCUAUCUAGAAGCCAAGUGUAUAUUGGAUGUGGAAAAUUCACCCCUUCUCACAGAUGACGCGACCAUCGCUCAGCUUCCCGAGGCCUUCCUGGUGAGCUGCGAGAACGACAUCCUUCGUGAUGACACCUUGCUCUAUAAGAAGCGCUUGGAGGACCAGGGAGUCCGUGUGACAUGGUACCACGUGGAGGAUGGCUUCCAUGCAUCCCUUAUCUUAUUUGGUAAGAAGCCUUUCUCUUUCCCAUGCUCCCAGAAAAUUGUGGAUGCUGUAGUCAGCUAUAUAAAGGGCAUAUGACACAGUCACGAGAGCAAACAGACAACCUACAGAAUGGGAGAAGAUAUUCACAUGUUACACAUCCGAUAAAGAGCUG